Messenger RNA from Aphidius gifuensis, 3308 nucleotides. RefSeq names its product ubiquitin-conjugating enzyme E2 H (gene UbcE2H). Lineage: Eukaryota; Metazoa; Arthropoda; Insecta; Hymenoptera; Braconidae. Gene Ontology annotation, molecular function: ubiquitin conjugating enzyme activity. Gene Ontology annotation, biological process: ubiquitin-dependent protein catabolic process; protein polyubiquitination. The transcript is spliced from 6 exons. The record is from RefSeq and is a predicted model, not a curated record. Gene Ontology annotation, cellular component: nucleus. The coding region runs from base 1022 to 1585 and encodes 187 amino acids.
AAAAAAACUAUUUUACUGGAAAACACAUUGAAAGACAUACAUAUGUACACAAAGAGAGUGAGUCCUGAAGAGGAGUGAAGAAAUCCGACAUUGCAGAAAAGCAUUGUGUGUUGCGCAGUGUGUGAUCAGCAAAAGUUGGACGCGGGUUAAAGGGGUUGUGGGUCUUGACAGAUCGUGGGCAUAUUAUUUACUUCAUCUGGUGCAUUAAAAAAAAAUAUAUAUAUAAAAGUGUCAUCAAUUGUUAAACCAGGAAAUGAUUAAACUACAUUCAAAAUUAUCCAAAUAAUUUAGACAAUAUUGUCUUUCGUUUCGUCCUCAUCAUCAUUUAGCUACCAAGCAAAGUUUUUAUUAUCAUUUUUAAUUUAAAUUAUUAUUUUUUUUUUUUGUUCCUUUUGUUUCUCGACAACGGUGAUGUUAAAUAAUAUACAUAUUAUUUAGUGCAAGUUAAAUGACAUCUACUCGAGGACAAAGAAUAAUUUUUGCUCAAAAAAAAAAUAAAUAAAUAAAGAAGCUCAUUUAUCACACAUCUGCCCAUUGAUUUUGUUAUUGUUGAUUGCUGGAUCACCAUAAUUUAUCACAAAGAACAAAGAAGAUAACUGUGUUUACGUGAAAUUUCAUCAUCUUUGUUUUUUUCUUUAUAAAAUAUAUAAAUUUUAACAACAUAAAAAGAAAUUAUCAUCAUCACGGGGCGAAAAAUAUAAACGCACAAGCAGGCGCACUGGUGGAUACCCAGUGGAAGGGGCUGUUUAUAUGUGUUGAAAAAAGACACACGAGGUGAAAAAAAAAGAAGAAAAUAAAUAAGAUAAAAAAGAAAAUAAACAAAGAAGAAGAGAAAUAAAAAUAAACCAAGAGAAAAUAAUAAGUUUGUGUAUAGCAAAGUGGGGCCUUUGAACAUAAACAAUUUUGGCCCUUAAAGUGUUGAUAAUAAUUUUGUCAAUUUAAAUAUUAAUACAGCUCCAUAAACAAUUGGAUAUUGUUAUAUUAUUAUUAAAUAAAUUUUGAUAAAUCAAUCAAGUGCACAAUGUCGUCACCAAGUGCAGGAAAACGACGAAUGGACACUGAUGUUAUCAAAUUAAUAGAGAGUAAACAUGAAGUAACUAUUCUUGGUGGACUAAAUGAAUUUUCAGUUAAAUUUUAUGGACCUCGUGGAACACCUUAUGAAGGUGGAAUAUGGAAAGUUCGAGUUCAUUUACCAGAACAUUAUCCAUUUAAAUCACCAUCAAUUGGAUUUAUGAAUAAAGUUUAUCAUCCAAAUAUUGAUGAAGUAUCAGGCACAGUGUGUCUUGAUGUUAUCAAUCAAGCAUGGACAGCACUUUAUGAUUUAUCAAAUAUUUUUGAAUCUUUUUUGCCUCAAUUGUUGACAUAUCCAAAUCCAAUUGAUCCAUUAAAUGGUGAUGCUGCUGCCAUGUAUCUUCACAAGCCUGAAGAAUACAAGAAAAAAGUUGCAGAUUAUGUAAGGAAAUAUGCAACAGAGGAAGCAUUGAGGGACCAGGAAAAUGGAGGAAAUGGCAAUGGAAUGUCAUCAGAUAGUGAAUCGUCAAUGAGUGAUUUUAGUGAAGAUGAAGCACAGGAUAUGGAAUUGUAACCAAAUAAUUUACAAUUCUUUAUUUAAAUAAUAAUAAUAAUAACAUCAAUUCACAAGAAUUUAUCAUGUAUAAUAUUCAAUUGUUAAAAAAAUACCAAACAAAAAUGAUAACAACAAUUGAUGAAUGCAAAACAAAUAGAUACUAGCUUAAAAUAUUAUUAUUAUUUUUUUUUUUUGAUAGAUAAAGUUUAAUUGAUGAGAGAAUGUUGUAACAGAUUUAUAAAGUCUUAAAAAAAUGAUAAAUUUAUGAAGUAGAUUUGUUCAGGUUGUGCUCGAAACUUGACUGAAUCGUCGCAGCAACGAAUAAAAUAUAUAAAAAAAAAGAACACCGCUUGGAUGAAGUCAUUUUUAUGAUUAUUCAAAAAAGUAAGAAAGAAUAAUUUUUAGCAAUUAAGUUUUGUUUUGUCUAGUUAAUUUCUAGACUAGGUUUAAAAAAAUUAUAUUCAUUAAUUGUUGGGGGAGAUAGGGAGGCAGGCAUCCGAUAUUUUUGGGGUCAAUCGAAUAGUAGUUUUAUUUUUUUUAUAAAAUUAUCAUAAUAAAUUAACACUAGGAGGAAAAGUCUAUAAUACAUUUUAAAAAUAAUAAUUUGUUAAAAUCGCGAUGCCUUUGUCUGUUUUUUUUUUUUUUUUAAAUAAAUUAAUUUGUUUAUUUAUUUUUUUUUUUUGUGGUGAAAAAAAAAAUUGAAAAUUGGGAUAAGCAAUUUGAGGAAAAAAGAAAAAAAAAACGAAAUUAAAAAGACGCAAGUGUUGUACAGUAGUGUAUUUACUAUUAACGAAGAUAAAAAUUUAUUUAAAAAUUAAAAAAAAUAAUAAUAAUUAAAUAAACUUUCGUCUUUGGAUAUUGUAAUGAAACAGGCUUUAUUAUAAUCACAAAAUGAAUCAAUUUAAUCUGUAUCUUAUAAUUAUUUUUUUACUUAAAACAGAAAAAUAUAUUUAAAAAAAAAAAAUUAGCCAAGAAUUAUUGUUUUUUAUCAUAAGUUAUUUUUAUCUUUUAUCUAUUUUGGUUAUAUUAAUUCUCCCAUUAAAUAAAAUCAUGAAAAAAAAAAAAGUUAUUAAAUAAUCACUGAGCAACAGACAUCAAUUAAAUUUUUUUAAAAAUAAUUAUUGAAAUUUAUUUUUCAAUUAUUAAUAAAUGUGUUCGAAAUAAAAAUUUCACAUAAAUAUAUUACGUAGUAAUUGUUAUAUAAAUAAAGUUGAUAAUUGUACAAUAAGUAAGUACCAAUAUUUUGGAGUUAAAAAAAAAAUUUUAAUUAUAAAAAAAAAAAAGAUAAACAAUCAUUAAAUUUGAAAUGUGUGAAAGAAUAUUUGUUUGGCUGCUCAAUAAAUAUUUUGUUUCGUUUCCUUUUUUUUUUUUUUUUUUAAUAAUAAAUAUUUGUUGUAAAAAAAAAAAAAAAAAAACUGCCUUGGAUAUUUUUGUUUGUGUUUUUCUCUUGCAAUUUGUUAAUAAUUAAAAAAAAUAAUUAUCAGAAAUUUGUGUCUAUUUUUAAAUUCAAGGCAAAUUAAAAUUUAAAAAUUAUAUUAUUGUCAAAUAAAAUUGAGUGCCAUACUCUUACAAGUUGAAAUAAAAAAUCCAAGGUUUAUCUUCGUGACAGUUACACACAGCUGUAUCAAAAUUUAGGAAAAUUUUAAAUCAGAUUUAAAAAAAAAAACAAACAAGACAAAAUUAAUAUCGUUAUAUCCAACUUUUCGUGAUAUAAAAAAUAUAGCAACAAUAACCAGAAAUA